AUGACGUCACCAAAAACAAAGUGGGCGACUCACCGAGGCCGACUGGGUCACCAUGAGGGGGAGGAGGUGGUGGCGGAGAUCUUUGAUGUCUUGAUGGCCCGAGUGAUGGAGGAGUGUUACAGAGCCUACCUAAAGAAGCAACUGAUACCCUUCACGGUGAUGCAGGCAAGAGAUGCAAUGGUUCAGAUUGUGGAGUGGCGCUUCCUGGCCCGAGAUAAGGGAGAAGUGUCUGUGCAGUGCGACCCCACCUUGGAGGAAGAUGAGGAGCCCUCGCUGUGUGGCACAGAUUCCUGGGCACAGGGGUCCGUUCCUGUUGUGCACACAGGACUGACACCACGUGGGACAGACAAACAGAAGCUGGCUGAGCUUCCUGCUAAAGAGAACACAGAACCUAUGGCACACCAGCCAGAAACUGACACACAGCAGGGACAGAGUAAAUCCAUACAGAAAGAAAUCGAGAAUUCGGAUCUGACACCAAGAAAACAGACCCCUGAGAUCAAAAGGGAGAAAAAAGAACCACCUGUACCCAAAAAAACAAAUCUCUCCCAUAACCCCACUCCCCCUCCCAAAGAGCAGAAGGCAAAAAGGCAGUACAAGCCCCACCGUGGGGCUCUGCUGUCGGCCGACAUGCAUAACUUCACCAAACCUCUGGAGCACUCUGAGAGGGAUCUGCUGAUCCAGCGAUCACCUACGAUCACCUACGAUGAGUCCGGCAACAUCACCGCAGUGCGCAGGCUGGAGCCGGCACGGCUACCCAGGCCCCUUGUGAGGCCGAGGGUCGAGCUGGUGGACACUGAGGUGGAGGCCGAGCAAAUAAGGCUAGCAGCUAUCAAAGCUGGGUGGGGUGCGCUGUGCAGGACCGUUCGGGGGAAAGACAAAUCCGAGGCACAGAGAGCCAGAGAAGCUGGGGCGCGACCAGAUCGGACAGUGACCAAAAGCACCAGAAAGCAAAUUUCCCUCUGUGGGUUGGCUGAGCCCCAGGCCUCUAAGUCUUUAUACAAGGAGGAACGGCAGGUUCCACAUGGCCACUUGUCCACAAUGGCCAGUCUGCUCUUAGAGAGCAUGGAGCUGUCCCCGGGAGUGGUGCUUCGAGAGCCCAGUGGUGCCAGACGAGGUUCGUGGAAAGGGUCCACACAGGAAGGCAGAGACUACCAAGCAAAUGCUCUGAGGCCCAUCCUCCCCAGUGUGCCUCGACCCUUAAUCUCUGUGGACCAGCUGUUGGAAGGCCACAGUCUUCAAGUGAUCCACACUGUCCCUCGUCAUUCACUUCAGACACCACUCGUGGGGCGCUAG
Polyodon spathula (Mississippi paddlefish) is the source of this 1293-nucleotide messenger RNA. RefSeq lists its product as uncharacterized. The transcript is spliced from 5 exons. The record is from RefSeq and is a predicted model, not a curated record. Lineage: Eukaryota; Metazoa; Chordata; Actinopteri; Acipenseriformes; Polyodontidae. The coding region runs from base 1 to 1293 and encodes 430 amino acids.